AUGUCAUCAGACGCUGAGAUGGCCAUCUUUGGGGAGGCAGCUCCUUACCUCCGAAAGUCAGAAAAGGAGAGAAUCGAGGCCCAGAAUAAGCCUUUUGAUGCCAAGUCAUCCGUCUUUGUGGUGCAUGCGAAGGAAUCUUAUGUGAAAAGCACAAUCCAGAGCAAAGAUGGAGGGAAGGUCACUGUGAAGACUGAAAGUGGAGAAACCCUGACCGUGAAGGAUGAUCAAAUCUUCUCCAUGAAC
Messenger RNA from Eurypyga helias (sunbittern), 243 nucleotides. RefSeq names its product myosin-3-like. The record is from RefSeq and is a predicted model, not a curated record. Gene Ontology annotation, molecular function: ATP binding; cytoskeletal motor activity; actin filament binding. Gene Ontology annotation, cellular component: myosin complex. The transcript is spliced from 2 exons. Lineage: Eukaryota; Metazoa; Chordata; Aves; Eurypygiformes; Eurypygidae. The annotation marks the transcript as partial.